Molecule: messenger RNA, 2313 nt
Organism: Erythranthe guttata (spotted monkey flower)
Lineage: Eukaryota; Viridiplantae; Streptophyta; Magnoliopsida; Lamiales; Phrymaceae
Product: RNA polymerase II subunit B1 CTD phosphatase RPAP2-like protein
Cellular component (GO): cytoplasm; nucleus
Molecular function (GO): RNA polymerase II CTD heptapeptide repeat phosphatase activity; RNA polymerase core enzyme binding
Source: RefSeq, a predicted model, not a curated record
CAAAACGCUGUCGUUUUCAAUAACUGAUACAAUUCCACAGCCUUUUACAUUUUUCUCCGAUCGAUUAUCAAUCCUAGGGUUCCGACGGUCCAUUCUUCCCCCAAAUCCACUUCUUCUUCUCCGGCCAUAACACUGAACUCUGAAGACGAUGAAGGACGGAAAAAUAUUGGGGGUGAAGGAUGCAGUUCACAAGCUUCAACUCUCUCUCCUCGAAGGAAUCAAACACGAGAGCCAGCUAAUCGCUGCCGGUUCCUUAAUAUCUCAGAGCGAUUACCAGGACGUAGUGACCGAGCGCACAAUAGCCCACGUAUGCGGUUACCCUCUCUGUGUCAACUCGUUACCUUCCGAGCCACCUCGGAAGGGCCACUAUCGUAUCUCACUCAAGGAGCACAAAGUAUACGACCUUCACGAAACGCAUAUGUACUGCUCGACUGAAUGUUUGAUACGCAGCCGAGCAUUCGGCGCGAGUUUGGAGGAGGAGAGAUCUUCGUCUCUUGAUCCUGCGAAAAUUAAUUCGGUUUUGAAGAUGUUUGAUGGGUUGAGUUUGGAUUCCGUUAUGGGUUUGGACAAGAGUGGUGAUUUGGGUUUGUCCGGGUUGAAGAUUCGGGAGAAAAUGGUUACGGGGAGCGGGGAAAUGUCGUUGGAGGAGUGGGUUGGUCCGUCGAAUGCGAUCGACGGCUAUGUGCCCCGGAGAGAUCAGAAUUCGGAAAGGAAACAACCGAGUAGGAAGAAAACAGAAUCCAAUCACGCUAAGCCGAAUUUAGCGGACACUUUGCCGUUUGACGUUAAUUUCACGAGCACGAUUAUUAUGCAAGACGAGUAUAGCGUUUCAAAGACUGCUGUUCCGAGAGAAGCAAAAGGAAAAGUAAAAGGAAAAAUGAUUAGGAAAAGUGUUAAGGCAGAGAAGAUUAGUGUAUUAGAUGAUACGGCUGGUCCUAGCCAAAACGACACUACGUUACUUAAGUCAUCUUUAAAGACUUUAGAUUCGAAGAAAGAAACCCGUUCGGUUACUUGGGCUGACGAGAAAAGUGAUGGUGAUGGAAAAAGUAUUUCAGAGUGCAGAGAAAUCGGAGAUAAUAAAGGAGCUGUGGUGAUGCCUCAUUUGACAGAUGAGGAUGUGGGCGACGAGUCGUAUAGAUUUACGUCCGCUGAAGCGUGUGCGAGGGCAUUAAGCCAAGCUUCUGAAGCUGUUGCAUCGGGAAAAACCGAUGCAUCCGAUGCUGUAUCUGAAGCAGGUGUGAUAAUAUUGCCUCCACCUCAUGAAGUAGAUGAAGCUAAAUAUGAACAGAUCGGUGAGGUUGUAGAUGUAGACCCUAUUGAAUUAAAAUGGCCUCCAAAACCGGGCUUUUCAAGUGAAGAUCUCUUCGAUUCUGAGGAUUCUUGGUACGACAGUCCACCAGAAGGGUUUAACUUAACCCUGUCGCCUUUCUCGACAAUGUUUAUGUCACUCUUUGCCUGGAUAUCGUCAUCAUCUUUAGCUUAUAUAUAUGGCAAGGAAGAAAGAUUUCACGAGGAUUAUUUGUCGAUCAAUGGGAGGGAGUACCCACCCAAGAUUAUUAUAGAUGGUCGAUCCGCCGAAGUCAAGCAUACCCUAGCUGGCUGCCUAGCUCGGGCUUUGCCUGGACUUGUUUCCGAAAUAAGGAUUCCGACACCGGUAUCAACUAUCGAGCAAGGAAUGGGACGCUUACUAGACACAAUGUCUUUUACGGAUGCACUUCCUGGAUUCAGAAUGAAACAGUGGCAAGUUAUUGCCCUUUUGUUUCUCGAUGCUCUUUCCGUUAGUAGAAUUCCCGCCCUCUCACCAUACAUGACGGGUCGAAGAAUUCUGCUUCCCAAGGUCCUUGAAGGUGCACAGAUUAAUGUCGAAGAAUUUGAGAUAAUGAAGGAUCUGAUUAUUCCACUUGGCCGAGUUCCUCAAUUCUCUACUCAGAGUGGAGGCUAAACAACCGACAAACAUACUCUCGAUGCUCUAUGAUGUUCAACGGAUUGAGUUUAUUACGCCAUUAGGACUUGCAUUGUAAAUCUGCGCUGAAAUUGAAUGAAAUGCAGACAUUUUGCACUCGUUAGCUUUUUCUUCGUUUUCUCUGUGCAUUUCCUAGUCCUCUGAGGUUGGUAAUAUUAGUAUAAUUUGAUGAAAAAAGGCAAAUUUUGUUGGUAAUAAUUGUAUUAUGUCUAUAAUGUUAUUUUGUAGUCACUGUUUGGUCAUCACUUAUAGCUGAAAAUACUCUAUUUUGCUUCUACUGUUAGCCAAUGAAUGCAAGCUACCCUUGUUUUCUUUGUCAUUUUGAUAUUUGAUAGUUUAGAUUGGAAAUA